AUGCAACAUUCAUGUUCACGUACAUGCCAACAUGUUGAUGAAACAAGUGUUGGUCAAUGGAAUUUGUAUAUGAAAAUUGAUAAAUAUAAUUUACAAUGUUAUAAUGAAAAACAUGAUGGUUCAGGUAAAGAUGUAUUUCGAGCAUGGGACGAACGACUUGAUCGAUCUAAAAUCGUUGAAAGUGAUGAUGAACAAGAAUUACUUUUCAGUAUACCAUUUAAUGGUGCUGUGAAAAUGACUGGUCUAUGUGUUAUUGGUGAAAAUGGUCCAUCACAUCCGAAUAUAGUUAAAUUAUGGAGUAAUUUACCUGAAUUACGUUUUGAUAAUGCACGUGGAAAAGCUCAUCAAGAAAUUGCACUUACAUAUGAUCCGUCAGGUACAUUAGCUUAUCAAGUCAGGUAA
Molecule: messenger RNA, 402 nt
Organism: Rotaria sordida
Lineage: Eukaryota; Metazoa; Rotifera; Eurotatoria; Philodinida; Philodinidae
Source: the annotation of a GenBank genome assembly